Messenger RNA from Botrytis fragariae, 921 nucleotides. RefSeq lists its product as uncharacterized. The record is from RefSeq and is a predicted model, not a curated record. NCBI's taxonomy places the organism in Eukaryota, Fungi, Ascomycota, Leotiomycetes, Helotiales, Sclerotiniaceae. The transcript has a single exon. The coding region runs from base 1 to 921 and encodes 306 amino acids.
AUGCCAUCAAGAUAUCAGAAAGAUCUCUGCCAAUGUAUCAACAGUCAUCGUUUCUCUUCAGUUCUCCUCGUAUUUUCGAUAAUCUUUCCCAAAUUCUCCUGCGCACAGAUCCCAAACGCAGCGUCAACGACAUUCAUUACUUCGGCUACCCCUCCUUCAUCCACCCCUCACAUUUUAAAUGCCCGUCAACUCUCCUCCAGUACAGAUCCUGACGGUGAAGACACAUCAAGCCAUGUCUACAACUACUAUUUCGUCAUAGUUGCUGUUUUCGUAGUCAUCGUUUUCUUCCUUCUCCUAUAUAUUACCCAGCGACGGAAACGAAAGGCACUGCUUAUACGACAUAAUGGUCAGACAGCUUUGGCUCAUGACGUACAAUCGUUUGCAGAUUUCAGAACGAGAUUUGGACCGAGAAGAGCGGGAACGGGGCUGAUGGGUAUGACGAUGGGAUCGAUGGGCGCAAAUAGAGAACGACAAGAGGGGCUGGAUGAGAGGGGUGAGGCGCCCCCGGCUUAUGUGGAGGGCGAUAAACCACCGAGUUUGAGGAGUGAGGAUGGGAUUACCAUGGUAGUUUCUCGCGAAGAUCACGCCAAUGAAAAUAGCGCAUCUAGUGUGCCGCCUGUGGGGGCGGAGACUAUCAACAACUCUAUGGAACGAAAUAUAUCGGAUGUAGAGUCGAGACUAUCUGCGGAGCUUUCGCGACCUAGCGCUACGACUGCGAGUAAUUCAGCAAGACGGACAUCGACAGGGGGAUCAUCAACACCAAUCACAAGCGCAGCAGAUUCGAAUGAAGAGGUGGGAUUAAGGCCAUUGAGUCCAAGUACAUCGGCGCGUCCACCGUUAGGACCGCCUACAUAUUCCGAGACCUAUCUGGGCGGGCAACCUGACAUAGCGAGACCACCUGCCGCGGUGACCCACAACUGA